AUGAGUCGAUCUAAAAAGAAUAUCAAGAAUCUAGAUGAUUUGUUUUCAAUAUUUAAAAAAUCUAGACCAGAUUUAUCACUAGAUUAUAAUGUUUUCCUCCCUUACUUAUAUCCAACACAGAAAUAUGCUAAUCGAAAUCAACUUAGAAGUCUCGCGAGACAAUUAAUAAAUACACAAAUAUUCACACAUAAUUCUCGAAUAUUUCUUAGAUCAAAAUUUGAUAUUAAUGGUUCAGAUUUUAAUUUUAUGUCAAAAUUACCUGGUGGAACAAAUGCAUUUGAUUUAAUUAAUCCUCGGACUUCUAAACAUACAUCACAGGAAUUACUAUUGCAAAAAUUUAUAACAGAUAAUAAUCUAAGUGGUAUAUCAAAUAUACCAAUACCAGAAUCUAAAUUACCGAAGCGUAUAAGAAGGAAAUUUGAUAGAUUAACUUUAUUAUCGAUAUUAGGUAUAUUAAUCACUGAAGAACCAAUUGCAUCUGAGAUCAUUAUACACGACCAUAUUCUUCAAUUGAAGGGAAAUAUUAAAUAA
Maudiozyma saulgeensis is the source of this 531-nucleotide messenger RNA. The record is from the annotation of a GenBank genome assembly. NCBI's taxonomy places the organism in Eukaryota, Fungi, Ascomycota, Saccharomycetes, Saccharomycetales, Saccharomycetaceae.